Erinaceus europaeus (western European hedgehog) is the source of this 6295-nucleotide messenger RNA. RefSeq names its product SAM and SH3 domain containing 1 (gene SASH1). Bases 603 to 4298 code for a protein of 1231 amino acids. The transcript is spliced from 20 exons. Gene Ontology annotation, molecular function: protein binding. The record is from RefSeq and is a predicted model, not a curated record. NCBI's taxonomy places the organism in Eukaryota, Metazoa, Chordata, Mammalia, Eulipotyphla, Erinaceidae.
GGGGCCGCGCGGCUGCUCUUUCAACAGGCGAUUUGUUCUCCUGUCUGGGGCUCAUUUCCAUGCAAAGAGCCUGACAUCAGAGCACCUUUUGUUGCUGAACGCCAGCCUUUGCAUCGAGGGGAGGGAGCCCUGCGCGCUCGGAAGAGCUCAUUUUGCACAGAGGGGGCCCAGGGGGCUGCUUCCUAGCUUCCUCAGACCGCCCGGGCACCCCUGCGGGCCCGGCUGGGACUUGAGAGCAGAGACGGUUCGCGUGCUUUUGGGACUGGGCUCCGGUCCCGGGCAGAGGCGCCUGUGCAGCGCGUGCGGUGGCUCGGGAGCUGCGGGCGCUCCCCGCCCCCGGCCGGGUGGUGCGCGCGCUCUGCACGGGCUCCCGGGUGCCUGCGCCGCCGCGCGCUGGGAAAGUUUGUGGAGUUGUCACCCGCGGCCUCCCCGAGCCCGAGUGCGCGCCCCCAGCAGGGAGGCCGCCGGGGGAUGCAGCGAGGGGGCGCGGCUCGUUGACGCGGAGGGCGGGCGGGGAGGGACCUGAGCCAAGGGGCCGGCGAGCGCGGCUGCGGGACCCGGAGCCCCGGGACCCGGACCCGGCGAGCGCGCGGGACGCAGCCAUGGACGACGCGGGAGCAGCCAGCCCGGGGCCCGAACCCCAGCAGCCCGCGCCCGAGCACCAGCUCGAGGGAGACGCGGGCAUGUCCGAGGCUUUCUCCCGCCUCUGGACCGACGUGAUGGGCAUCCUGGAUGGCUCCCUGGGCAACAUCGAUGACCUGGCACAGCAGUAUGCAGACUACUACAACACCUGUUUCUCCGACGUCUGUGAGAGGAUGGAAGAGCUGCGUAAGCGCCGGGUUUCCCAGGACCUGGAUCUGGAGAAACCCGAUGCCAGCCCCACGUCACUUCAGCUGCGGUCCCAGAUCGAAGAGUCGCUGGGCUUCUGUAGUGCCGUGUCCACCCCUGAAGUGGAGAGAAAGAACCCUCUUCACAAGUCAAACUCAGAAGAUGGCUCUGUAGGAAAAGGAGAUUGGAAGAAGAAAAAUAAGUACUUCUGGCAGAACUUCCGAAAGAACCAGAAAGGAAUAAUGAGACAGACUUCAAAAGGAGAAGAUGUGGGCUAUGUGGCGAGUGAGAUAACGAUGAGUGAUGAGGAACGGAUUCAGCUGAUGAUGAUGGUCAAGGAGAAGAUGAUCACGAUUGAAGAAGCACUGGCCAGGCUCAAGGAGUAUGAAUCACAGCACCGGCAGUCAGCUACCUUGGAUCCUGCCGACUGGCCAGAUGGUUGUUACCAGUCAUUUGAUGGCUCGUCAAAUUGCAACUCAAGGGAACAAUCCGAUGAUGACACUGAGGAGUCUGUGAAGUUUAAGAGGUUGCACAAGCUGGUCAACUCCACACGUAGAGUGAGGAAGAAACUCAUCAGGGUAGAAGAUAUGAAAAAGCCCAGCACUGAAGGUGGGGAAGAACAUGUGUUUGAGAGUCCUCCUGUCCUGGAUGAAAGAUCUGCCCUUUACUCUGGGGUACACAAGAAACCCUUUUCCUUCGAUGGCUCCCCUGAGAAGCCUCCGGAAGAGAGUCCUGACUCCCUCACCACCUCCCCCUCCUCCAGCAGCCUGGACACUUGGGGCGCCGGACGGAAGCUCUUCAAAACCUUCAGCAAAGGGGAGAGCCGAGGCCUGAUUAAGCCGCCAAUGAAGAUGGGCACAUUCUUCUCCUAUCCGGAAGAGGAAAAGGCCCAGAAAGUGUCCCGCUCCCUGACGGAGGGAGAGAUGAAGAAGGGGCUCGGCUCUCUGAGCCACGGGAGAACCUGCAGUUUUGGAGGAUUUGACUUGACUAAUCGUUCUCUGCAUAUUGGCAGUAGUAACGUUGACCCAAUGGGUAAAGAAGGAGAUUUUGUAUUCAAAGAAGUAAUCAAAUCACCGACUGCCUCCCGCAUCUCUCUCGGAAAAAAGGUGAAGUCGGUGAAAGAGACGAUGAGGAAGAGAAUGUCCAAAAAAUACAGCAACAGCUCAGUCUCCGAGCAGGACUCGGGUCUGGAUGGGAUGCCUGGGUCCCCUCCAUCCUCACAGCCUGACGGUGAGCGCCUGGAGAAGCCCAAGCUCAAAGCCGGCGGUUCCGUGGAGAGUCUGCACAGUUCCCUGAGCGGCCAGAGCUCCAUGAGUGGCCAGACAGUGAGUACCACGGAUUCCUCGACCAGCAACAGGGAAAGUGUCAAGUCAGAGGACGGGGACGACGAGGAGCCCCCCUACCGGGGCCCCUUCUGUGGGAGAGCCAGGGUGCAUACGGACUUCACGCCCAGCCCUUACGACACGGACUCGCUCAAGCUCAAGAAAGGAGACAUCAUCGAUAUCAUCAGCAAGCCACCCAUGGGGACCUGGAUGGGGCUGCUGAACAACAAGGUGGGCACAUUCAAGUUCAUCUACGUCGAUGUGCUGAAUGAAGAAGAGGAGAAGCCCAAGCGUCCAACCCGGAGGAGGAGGAAAGGGAGACCACCCCAACCCAAAUCCGUGGAGGAUCUCCUCGACCGCAUCAACCUGAAAGAGCAUAUGCCCACGUUUCUGUUCAAUGGCUAUGAAGAUCUGGACACCUUUAAACUGCUGGAGGAGGAAGAUUUGGAUGAGUUAAAUAUUAAGGACCCAGAGCACAGGGCUGUGCUGUUGACAGCUGUGGAGCUGUUACAGGAAUAUGACAGUAACAGCGACCAGUCUGGAUCCCAGGAGAAGCUACUUGUAGAAAACCAGGGCCUGAAGGGGUGCUCGCCUCGAGACUCGGGGUGCUAUGAAAGCAGUGAGAACCUGGAAAAUGGCAAGAACAGGAAAACAGGCCUUCUCUCUGUCAAGUCAGCGACUGAGUCCAGCCUCAAGUCUUUCCACAAGAACCAGCUGGCUGCCUACCCAACCUUGCCUCUGACCAAGUCCGUGGAUGCCCUGAAGCAGCAGGGAGAGGAGGACCGGCUGGGCAGCCCUAGCCCUCAGCCCUACCCGCCGGGGGACCAGCCUGGCACCUCAGGCUUGAGCCAAAACCGCCACAGCCUCCCCGUCUCCGUCUGCCGGAGCUGUGAAAUCCUGGAGGGGCCCGUGCCAGUGGAAGCAUGGCCCCGGUCCCAUUCCCUGAAUGACCUCCAUGGGGAGCCCGGCCAGGCGACAGCACCCCUUCCUCCUCUCCUACCGGAAGUGCCACAAAAGACCACCCCCUCUGCCACCCCCAAGGCUGCAAGCCCCCAGCAGGACUCAGCUGUUGACAAUGCAUGGCUACUGACCCAAAGCAAGAGGCUCUUGGGACCCCAGAAAGGGGCCCUUAAGAAAGUGGAAGGUUUCCUAGCAGCCACUGCAGGUGGCCCCUCAUCUCCAACCUGUUUGCCCAAAAACCAUGAUGCCCAAAUUCCUGGAGCGAAGUCCACUGUCCCAAGGACAUCUCUUGAGGGCCACCACAAAGGACUGGAGUUUGAAGGUGUUUGUCACCCCCAGGGCACCAAAGAAGGGGUGGAUGCCGAGCCGAGGGGACCCGAGGUGCGAACACAGACGAAGCAUCCCUCACAGCCGCCCCCUGUGCCCACCAAGAAGAGCAGAGAGCGCCUGGCCAACGGGCUGCCCCCUGUCCCUAUGACGCCCCCGGCGAGCCCCAGCCCCAAUGCCCCCAGCCUGCCAGUGAAAAGGGGCAGCUCCAGCGACUAUCACCCGGUACAGGUGCCCAGGUCUCCCACGGGGCAGGAGCCAGACAGCCCCUCCAGUCCGAAACCCCCACCCUGGCUCUCAGAGCUGCCUGGGAGCACCAGCCUGCAGGAGCAUGGGGUGAAGCUGGGCCCCCCAGUGACCAGGAAGGUGUCCUGUGUGCGGGGUAUCAACCUGGAGACGCUCACAGAGAACAAGCUGCAGACAGAAGGGAUCGACCUCACGGAGGAACCCUAUUCUGACAAGCAUGGCCGCUGUGGGAUUCCUGAGGCCCUGGUGCAAAGAUAUGCAGAAGACCUGGAGCGGCCGGAGAGGGACAUCGCUGCCAACAUGGACCAGAUCCGCGUGAAGCUGCUUCGGAAACAGCACCGCAUGGCGAUCCCAAGCGGUGGACUCACAGAAAUCUGCCGCAAGCCCCUCUCUCCCGGAUGCAUUUCCUCCAUGUCUGACUGGCUGACUUCCAUCGGCCUACCCAUGUACACCAGCACCCUGGCGGAAGCGGGGUUCGGCAGCCUGGGCCAAGUGCCUUCUCUGUCCCAUUCUUGCCUGGAGGAGGCUGGCAUCACGGAGGAGAGACACAGAAGCAAGCUGGUAUCUGCAGCCAGACUCUUCAAACUGCCGCCGCCAGGCCCUGAGGCCAUGUAGCUGGGCCACCUCCCUGGACUGGAGCCACCCUGUCACUGUGCUCAUGGUGAUACAACUCCUCCUCCUCUGAUGGACAUGCAGACCAGAGCUCCCGCCAGGCCCUGAGGCCAUGUAGCUGGGCCACCUCCCUGGACUGGAGCCACCCUGUCACUGUGCUCAUGGUGAUACAACUCCUCCUCCUCUGAUGGACAUGCAGACCAGAGCUCCCAGACAGGCCUGAGCGUGAGGCCGGGCCCAGACACCUCCUUGGCACAGGACAGAGAAGAAAAGCCCUCUCUCAAGGAAACAGAUAAUGUUGGUGGCUACCCCCCAAACUCUCAUUUCUCUUUUCAGGAACUCAGAAGAACUAAGAUGCCAACCAGCCACCCACCCGGCCUAUCUUUGGGUGUCAGGAUAGGGCUGGAGACUGGGGCAGCCUCUUUUUCUGAGGGUACUGGCCUUUCUGGCUGCUGACCAAGGGUCAGGUGGGCUCUUGCUAGGCCAAAGUGGCAGACAGAUUCGGGGGUGAUUGUCCAUGGCUCGCCAUGCUGAUUGGUUCCAACGUAUGAACACCUGGCUGCAUUAGGGGACAUACAAACCCAGCUCUGUUCUCCUUUAGAUAAACAAGAGACAUUGUGAUAAUUGCUUUCUUGCAAUCAGCUUUUAUUUGCCUUAAUAUAAGCUUCUAAGCAGUUACCUAGUGUUCACUGCCCUGUAACCAUACUUCCAGAACUUCAGCGUAGACUGUCCUCUGAAAUGCCUCAGAUGGCUUCCUCAGCGACAACAAAUGGUUUUUUUCUAGUUGUGUCAUUCCUAACAUGGCUUAUUUCCUAGGAGUAUUUAGCAGACUCAAAUGUCACGUUGGCUUUGGGUUUUAAAAGUCACUACAAAGUCAGGAAAAAGCGAUCUGAAAUUCACAAAGAAAUGGUGUGUGCGUGAGAGAGAGUGAAUGAUAAAUACCUUCCAUAUUUUUUUUCUAUCAGUUUAGUAUUCUUUUUGUGUCGGUUAUUGACAUUCACGAAGAAAUUGGUGUGUGUGGUACCUGCCUUCCUUUUUUUAAAUUGGCAUAGUGGGAUUUGUAUAUUGGUUAUUGCGUUGCAAUAUUUCCUUAGGCUUCUCACCAUGUCCAAUCCAAAAGUUCAGUUCUCAACUGACAGAUCUCACCUUUGUGAAAGUCAGAGUAAGGUUGCAUAUUUCACUUUGAAGAGGUUUGUCAAGCUUCUUGGUUGUUUUUUGUUUGGUUGAUUGGCUAGUUGGUUGGGGUUUUUUUCCCAGGUUUAUAGCAAAGAUUUUUUUCCCUUUCUGAUUUAGAUGAUUCUUUUAAUCCAGGUAAAGGUUCCUGGGGAGCCAGCCAAAGUCAUUAGCCAUCUACUAAGGAGUUGCCUAGUUCCAGUCAUUUCCCAGCUAAUUUCAGCAGAUCUUUCCUCAGUUAGUCUUGUUCCUGAUGUUCUCGAGAACAGAAAUUUAGACAAUGAGAUUAAGGUCACUAGUGUUUACAGCAGGAUUUGCCUUUCCGUGUUUAUUAUAAGCACAGUCGGAAAGCAUUGCAAGUGAUCAUUCACAACAGAAACACUUUGAACAGAAUGCCUUGAUCAAAAGUCCUUGGCAUCAUUUGUCAGCUCAUCUAGGCAAAUGAUUUCCCUCAGGAAACAAAGGAAUGAGUUCGUUCAUUAGAAAGCCAUCUUUAGUGUUUGUUUUAUAUUCAUGUUUUUAAGGAAAGGGACAUUCUCAGGUGAUAGGAGUUGUGGUGUUUUGUUUUGGUUUUUUUUUUUUUCAACAUUUAGGACAUUCCUGUGACCAGAGUUUGGAAGAUCACAAGGCUGCAGGUCCUGUUGUGACUAUGUGAAUGAAAUGUACAUCCUGUGGUGAAGUUGAGGUGGGGGUUGGAGAAGGUUCCAGAAAACAGCAACAAUAAAAAGCAGUCUCCCUGUGCCCCGCCCCCCCGUAGCAACCGCUGACAUUCUGAUGCUACACAUUCUGCUCAUUGUGUAAAUGCAAAAAAAAAAAAAAAAAAAGAA